AUGUUCCUUCAACGCACAGCCUUCGCCGCCGCCCGGCGCACCCCCGCCAGAGCCUUUGCUGCUCGCCCUUUCUCCUCCUCCAUCAUUCGCUGCAACGCCCCCAAGCCCGGCGCUGAGAAGGAGGGGAAGAUCUUGCCUUUCGAGGAGAUCAAGACCGAAGAUGAUCUUCUGCCCCCCGGUGCCAAGCCCGGUACCAUUCCUACCGAUAUCAGCCAGGCCACCGGUCUCGAGCGUCUCGAGCUCAUCGGCAAGAUGCAGGGCAUUGACAUCUUCGACAUGAGGCCCCUGGAUGCCUCGCGGAAGGGAACACUCGACAACCCCAUCAUUGUCAAGGGUGCUGGUGACGAGCAGUACGCCGGUUGCACCGGUUACCCCGUCGACUCCCACCAGGUCAUCUGGCUGACCGUUUCGCGUGACCGCCCGAUCGAGCGCUGCGGCGAGUGCGGCAACGUUGUCAAGCUGGACUACGUUGGUCCCCUGGAGGAGGAGCACCACCACGACGACCACGGCCACGGCCACGGCCAUCCCCCUCACGUCGAGCCCAAGACCUUUGCCGACUACGUCAAGCCCGAGUACUGGUACCGGUAA
This is a messenger RNA of Aspergillus campestris IBT 28561, 588 nucleotides long. RefSeq names its product cytochrome c oxidase subunit IV (gene cox5b). Gene Ontology annotation, cellular component: mitochondrial envelope. The transcript is spliced from 6 exons. The record is from RefSeq and is a predicted model, not a curated record. Lineage: Eukaryota; Fungi; Ascomycota; Eurotiomycetes; Eurotiales; Aspergillaceae. Gene Ontology annotation, biological process: mitochondrial electron transport, cytochrome c to oxygen. Bases 1 to 588 code for a protein of 195 amino acids.